Protopolystoma xenopodis is the source of this 231-nucleotide messenger RNA. The record is from the annotation of a GenBank genome assembly. Lineage: Eukaryota; Metazoa; Platyhelminthes; Monogenea; Polystomatidea; Polystomatidae.
AUGGGUAUCAGUCUGGAGGCAGGGAGACACUAUUCUCCUUCGCUUACUCACCCUCCCACGCCUCCACUCAGCUUACGCAUCCUCCGCCCACACACUCCUUCAGUGGCCCGUUCUCCCAGUUUCACAGUCGCGAUGCUGCCUGGUACAGGCGCGGACAAAUCCCACAUGCAGUCUGGCCCUGCAGGCGAGGGCGGAGUGGCCGUUGUGCUGCUUCGGCCAGAUUGGAAGUGA